AUGAGUGAUCAAAUGGUUAAAUUCAAAGAAGCAUUCUCAUUGUUUGACAAAGAUGGUGACGGUACCAUAACCACGAAAGAGUUGGGCACUGUGAUGAGAUCAUUGGGUCAAAAUCCCACGGAAGCGGAAUUACAGGAUAUGAUCAAUGAAGUUGAUGCUGAUGGAAAUGGCACCAUUGAUUUCCCCGAGUUCCUAACAAUGAUGGCAAGGAAGAUGAAGGAUACCGAUAGCGAAGAGGAAAUCCGCGAAGCAUUCAGGGUGUUUGACAAGGACGGUAAUGGCUUCAUCUCUGCUGCUGAAUUGCGCCACGUUAUGACAAACCUUGGUGAGAAACUUACCGAUGAAGAGGUCGACGAAAUGAUUCGUGAGGCUGAUAUCGAUGGUGAUGGACAAGUCAAUUACGAAGGUAAGGCUUAG
Angiostrongylus costaricensis is the source of this 417-nucleotide messenger RNA. The record is from the annotation of a GenBank genome assembly. Lineage: Eukaryota; Metazoa; Nematoda; Chromadorea; Rhabditida; Metastrongylidae.